AUGUCCUCAUCAAACCAACGCGCCAAAACGCCAACCGCAUUAACUCUUCCACAAGGCCCCCGGUUCUCGCCCCCGAAAUCACCAUCAAAGGAUUCCUCCCCCGUCCGGAGACCGCUUCACGAACGCUCAAAUUCGCAGACCAAUCAGCACUCGAGUCCCACAAUCCGCCUAGUGCAGGACACUCCCGAUGACAUCUAUCAAAAGUACCCAGUCCCCAGCGAACCUUCGCAGAUUCUAUCUCCACCCCGUCAUGCGCCGGGUUAUGGGUUCGAGAGACCCGAGAGGCCAGGGUCUCGCGUUUCAUCUAACAGCCAGGUAGCCAGUGUCGUUGCAAAGUUCGAGGCCAGCCAAGUUCAGACACCACAGCCAAUCGUGCCCCGGAAAAAAGGUGUCAGGCACUCAGCCGCAACUAGCACGUCAGAGGAAGAUACUUUCAUAUCCUCUGCCUUUACCCCUUCAUCUGUAAGAUUCUCGCAGGACAGCACUGCCCCGUCGUCACCCCCACCAGAGUUUGACGAUGGCGACACCCUCGACGUACUUCAAGAGGAGCCGCGCAGCCAGAGGCCAACCAUCCGCGCUGUUCCUCCCUCCUCGUCUGGUGGUGAUUCGUUCGAGAGUCGCAACCGUGCAUUGACCCCAAAGGCCUCUGCUGCAUCCUUUGCCUCAACCAUCCUCGCCGCCCACCCAUCUUCUUCUGGCCAUGGUGGAAACACGUCGCGUCUCAGUAUCGGGCCCCUUCUACCACAAGGCGAUGAACCAACCCCGUCGCCCGAAUCCCAAGCAGGGCGUUCUGCACUCACUAGUGACACUGACAAUCGACAACAUGUAUUGAAGCCUCAACAAAGCACAGAUUCGAUAACGUUUUCUGAUAUUUUGUCCACUAGCAUCGAGCCAACUACAUCACCAGUUUCUCAUGAAGCCAGCACGGUCUCUUUUGCGAGCGGUGUUCGAAUCAACUAUCCCAUUGUACGCGUGCCCUCGUCCAGCACACUGCGGGCUGAGUCCCAGAACCAAGCCAGCCUCGUGUCCCGGAUGCAGGACCGCUCGUCGCUACACCAAUGGAGUUCCCAACUAUCGACUAUCCCCUCGGCAUCCGAGCGCGACUCGCGCUCAAUCGCCCGAGGCUCGCGAUCAUUUGGGGCCAGGUCGCAUUCACAGGAGAGCUAUAGCGCCAGUGGCCGGACAAACAUUCCACGACGGAGAGGACAGACGGUCUCGAGCGCGCAAUCGUCUCUAGACAAUGCAUCAUCUGAAGCACACUUUGAGUACUCGGCGGUGCCCCAACCUCUCUUCUCACCAGCCUCGAAGAGCUCUCUCGAUGACAACAACAGCGAACACCUCGACACAAUCUCGCCAUUGCCUUCAUCGGUUCCGUUGCGCGUGAAGAACUCGGGCUAUCUGCGCAAGGCCAACAGUGUCGAGAGCAUGUCCAUGGACGAGACGUCUCGACCAGUUUCCGCUCAGUCCAGCGUGUCCAUUUUUCUCGCCAACAACAUUCCUGCAUGGGCAAGAGCCUACUACCAGAAAGGCGAGCGGAUCUCGGGAGGUGCCCCGGAAUCAGAGUAUGCGGAAAGUGUAGUGCAGGAAAUGUCACAGAGUGGACGGUCACACACCCCCUCUGAGAGCAAUUACCCGCCCAACAUUUACCGCCCACGAAACCGUCCACGGCACCGAGCUGCUUCGUUCGCUGACACCGUCUCCCUUGCCGACGACGCUCAAUCCAUUGAUGGUGCAAGCAACCCAGCUGGUGCCCGUAUGUACCAGAUCAGGCAAUACUCAACACCACAUCUCCGCACCGAUCGCCGAGGAGAUACGCGAUACAGUGCGUGGAACGCACCAUCUCUCGACGCCGAUGUUCAUGUUACGCUUCUUGGACGCCAGAACCGACAAAUCCUGCUCUUCUGUUUGGGAUUUAUCUGCCCUCUGUCAUGGAUUAUUGCCUCGUUCCUCCCCCUGCCUCUUAACCCAAACCACAUGGCUACUGCUUCUACUUCCAGCCAGGCCGAUUUGGAACAGCAGUUUGCCCAGUCCGUGGGCCCGGUGGACGACAAAGCCUUCCAAAAAGCGACCUGGUGGCGUAACCUGAAUCGCGUCAUGUCUGGAGUCGGCACGCUCCUGAUUGGUGUCAUCAUUGCGUUGGCCAUUCUCGCAUCACGCAUGUCUUGA
This is a messenger RNA of Bipolaris sorokiniana ND90Pr, 2166 nucleotides long. RefSeq lists its product as uncharacterized. Bases 1 to 2166 code for a protein of 721 amino acids. The record is from RefSeq and is a predicted model, not a curated record. The transcript has 2 exons. Lineage: Eukaryota; Fungi; Ascomycota; Dothideomycetes; Pleosporales; Pleosporaceae.